Messenger RNA from Effrenium voratum, 213 nucleotides. The record is from the annotation of a GenBank genome assembly. NCBI's taxonomy places the organism in Eukaryota, Dinophyceae, Suessiales, Symbiodiniaceae.
AUGUGCAUGUCCUCGGAGCGGCCCUUGGUGUCCAGCUGCGCCACCACUGCCUCCAGCGUGGAGGCGCGGAACAAGGCGCGUUUGGCCGAGGCGCUGCAGGAGGUGCAGCGCCUACAGCAGCGCACGGACCGAGCCAACCAGGUUACGCAACAAAGUGAAUUUGAUUUGGCUAGGAAUUUGCAGAGUCGGAACUGCCUCAAAGUGGGCUGGUGA